Messenger RNA from Cryptotermes secundus, 1079 nucleotides. RefSeq names its product E3 ubiquitin-protein ligase sina. The coding region runs from base 174 to 938 and encodes 254 amino acids. Gene Ontology annotation, biological process: multicellular organism development; proteasome-mediated ubiquitin-dependent protein catabolic process. Lineage: Eukaryota; Metazoa; Arthropoda; Insecta; Blattodea; Kalotermitidae. The record is from RefSeq and is a predicted model, not a curated record. The transcript has 2 exons. Gene Ontology annotation, cellular component: cytoplasm. Gene Ontology annotation, molecular function: zinc ion binding; ubiquitin conjugating enzyme binding; ubiquitin protein ligase activity.
UCAGUAGGUCUGUCUGUCUAGCAGGCGCAGUGUAGAGGGUGACAGUGUUGUGUGAGGUUUGGAAGUAGUCUUGCGUACGGGAUAAUUUUGGUCUGACAAUUUGCUAGCAAGAGGAUCAUCAUUGUAACAGGUAUAAUUCCCAUUUCUGGCUUCCACUAAACAUCUGGAACAGAAUGAAUACACUGAGUGAGGAUUUCUUGAAGGAACUGGAGUGCCCGGUGUGCAUGGAGUACAUGGCGUCUCCCAUCAUGAUGUGUAAGAGUGGACACAACAUCUGCAACAGCUGCAGGCCGAAACUGAAGGAGUGCCCCACAUGCAGGCAGCCCUUCCUCAACGUACGGAACAAAGCCCUUGAGAAUCUAUCUCUGCUGGCCAAGUACCCCUGCCCAUACAAGAGAUACGGUUGCCAACUGGUAUUUACACAGGAGCGUAUCACAGAACAUCAGACUGUUUGCCCUUAUCGUAGCUAUAAUUGUCCACUUUCAGAGGCGGAGGGAAUAAUGUGUAAGUGGAUAGGCAUACGAGAAGAUAUGAGAGAACAUAUUGAGGCACAACAUCGAAACAGACUGACACAAGUAGAUUUCCUGAAGGAAGUUUUAUUAAGGAAAUACAGACCUGAAAUUAAAUAUUCAAGAGUGAUUUUUGCUUGUGAUGAAGUAUUUUACCAGCAGUUUGAAGUGAUAGAUAAUGUUUUUUAUUUUGUAAUCCAGCAUAUCGGACCAGAAAAUUAUGAUUUGAAAUUUCAGUACAACUUCACAUUGGCAUCACAGGAACACGAGGAGUCUAUAUCGAUAUCGUUUGUAGCUCGGAGUUGCAAACUCGAUAUCGCGACGAUACAUCGAUCAGGACAGUGUGUAAAACUGUGUUUUGACACAGUCAAAAAUUUUCUUAAUGAAAAUAACAGUUUAAAAUUCGAGUUUUAUAUUAGGCAACUAUAACGUGAAGAGAUGUUUCACAAUCCUCCAACAAAGAGAUGACUGCGCAGAUAACCGAGUCUUAGCGACGUUAUUUGUGGAAGACGAAAACAUUGGCAUAAUUUCACGAGUGUCUUUAGUAUUUUGGAUUUGAGGGUUUUCACA